AUGAGUUACGGACGAGAUCGCCACACAGCAUCUGUAUUAGUAAAUGGAAAAGUGUUGGUCACUGGUGGAUAUAAUUUUCCUAAUAGUCUAAACAGUGCUGAAUUGUAUGAUCCAUCAACAGAAAUUUGGACAACUACGGGUAGCAUGAAUAAUGGCCAGUCCGAGCACACAGCAUCGGUAUUGGCAAGUGGUAAAGUAUUAGUUGCUGGUGGUAGUAAUGCCGAAUUGUAUGAUUCAUCAACAGAAAAUUGGACAACCACUGGUAACCUGAAUAAUGGACGGUCUAGACAUGCAGCAUCCAUAUUAACAAAUGGAAAAGUGCUAGUUACUGGUGGAGUGGGUGAUUCAAAUACCGCUGAAUUGUAUGAUCCAUCAACAGGAAUUUGGACAACUGCUGGUAGCAUGAGAAAUGAACGAUAUGACCACACAUCAUCUGUCUUACCAAAUGGAAAAGUGUUAGUUGCUGGCGGAUGGCCUUAUAGUUAUCUGGGUAAUGCCGAAAUAUAUUAA
Rotaria sp. Silwood1 is the source of this 510-nucleotide messenger RNA. Lineage: Eukaryota; Metazoa; Rotifera; Eurotatoria; Philodinida; Philodinidae. The record is from the annotation of a GenBank genome assembly.